This is a messenger RNA of Penicillium odoratum, 885 nucleotides long. RefSeq lists its product as uncharacterized. The record is from RefSeq and is a predicted model, not a curated record. The transcript has a single exon. NCBI's taxonomy places the organism in Eukaryota, Fungi, Ascomycota, Eurotiomycetes, Eurotiales, Aspergillaceae. Bases 1 to 885 code for a protein of 294 amino acids.
AUGUUCCUUCCGAAAAUCUUACUUGUUGCUGGCAUUCUACUUGACCCAACCUUCAUUGAGAAGAGUUCUGGUCAAGCUAUGAUCUGCACCAGCUCCCAAAUUUUGCAACAAGGGGGUCCGACUGGCUGUACAUGUCGAUCCUUCUAUGGCACUGGUCAAUGCGCCACCCGAUGUGACGCUGAUCCUGCUGGUUGUGGACAGAAAUCACCUGCGGGGUUCUACCUCGACGACUGCACGACUGAUUGCACGGCCGAUGCUAACAAGGAUUGCGAAGCCUGUGGGAUAUGGCUCAAUUCAGUCUGUGAAUGCUUGCAAAACCACAACUGUCCGCAAAGCAGUUCGAGUGGAAGUUUCUGGGUGCGGAUCGGAAGUUACCUUAUGACGACAAAUGUGGCCAUAGACAACAUUGUGAGCCUACAGAAAUCCCACGCGAGUCUUGCCCCCUUUGGCUGGGAUUUUGGUCAAAUGCAAUAUGACGCGGGUACACAAGGGCUGGCUAUCAAUCCUAUCCACACUAUAAGUCAGGAUCAAAUCCACAUGCACAUUUGUCAUAAGAAUCCCGCGAUGAGCAAAUUUUUGGCUACCACCGGGAGUACCGCUGUCGGUGGUUAUUCAUACUACAGUUCACUCGUUCCCAUCUCCUUGCCUGGGACUUUUCAGAGAGACAACCAACCGACAACAAUAUUUUGCCAGGCGUCUCAAACCCCGAACACGCCUAUCAGUGGAGGCGAGGUGUCUGCAGCUAUCAAUAUGGUACUGGGAAUGUCUGUAUGCAAUUAUAAUGUGGCUGCAGCAGUGAUAAGCGAUGACAAUGACUAUACAUGGGCAUGUGUCACAGCUGAUCGUGAUGAUGCAGAGCAUAGGUUCUUGGUAGGCUGCCCGUGA